Molecule: messenger RNA, 14841 nt
Organism: Pocillopora meandrina
Lineage: Eukaryota; Metazoa; Cnidaria; Anthozoa; Scleractinia; Pocilloporidae
Source: the annotation of a GenBank genome assembly
AGAUUGGGGGAACUCAGUAAGACACACGAAAACUCUUACAGAUAAGAACCUCACUAGUGAAGCAUUUUAGACAUGGAUUUAUUCAGCUGUCAAACCUGAGGUGGCACUUUGCAAAACAUGGUGCCAGUGAGACCAUUGCCUUGUUCUCUUUGUGACAAGUCUUUUUGUCAUAAGCAGGAUCUUCAAAGGCAUCAGCUAUAAUGCACUGGACAGAGAGUUUACAAGUGCACUCUGUGUGUCAAGAGUUGUUGACGAAAGACAUGGCUGAAAUGACAUUGACCAACCAGCAUGGCUGUGACAGUUAGGAGUAAAAGAAUGAUACUAUUCAUCUGUAAUCAAACAGUGCAAUGACAUCAUAGAGUAAGUACCAUUUUGGCAUAACAGUUAAUUUUUCCACAACAUUGAAUGACACAAAGUUAUGUAGUAAUGUUUAACCCUUUAACUCCCAAGAUCUGAUUGUUAAUUCUCUCUUCUAGCUGUCCAUCUUGUUAUCCAGUUACAAACAAGUUGGAAUAUCAAAUGAUAACAACUUGUUAUCCUGAUACAACACCAAAUUCUCAUUACUUGUUUGCUGGAUAGUGAAUGGAUAUUGUAAGGAGAAGUUACUUGUUUAUCACUGCUGGGAGUUAAAGGGUUAAAUGGUCAUCAGCUGAAUUAUGCACAGUUUUUGAUUGGUUCUUAUUUGUGAGUUACAGGAGAACAGACACAUUCAUGAUGUCAUUAUCAACAACACCUUUCUUUUUUUAUUGUAUGAAACAAAUAGAUUCCAUGUUGCAAUGAGUCCUCACUGGUGGUAAUACAUGUAGUGCACAGAAGAUGUAAAAAAUAUGGUGAGAAUGUUAGUGACACACUUGGCUGUGCCUGUGUGCCACAUUUUUGUUCUUAUGUCAUCUGUGAUGCAUUACAUCACAGAAAAUAUGAAAUUAAAUAUGGAAUCUAUUUGUCAAUCUGAUUAUGGCAGGAACUAAUGUUUACAACAAAAAAACACUCCUCUAAAGUUAUUGAAAUUAGACCUUUCACCUUUUUUUUUUGGGUAGGGUUGUACAAUUUUCUAUCUAACAAUGCUUGUAGUAUCCACUGUGCAUGGCAGGUAGAGAUGAAUUGGGAGGAGCUGGUCAAAUCACAAGGUAGACAGUAGUUGAGUUGCAUUACAGAGACCUGGGAUGAGAAAGUGAUGCCAGAUUUCAGGGACUGGUGAUUUAUGAAGAGGCAGAGGAGGGGGGGUCAAAGCUUUUUCAGAUUGGCAAAAGGGGGGGUGGGACCUAAACUUUUUAUUGAGAAGUUUAGAGGGGUGCUGUAGUUUGAGGUACAUUUUAAGAGUGGUCCAUUGCCCAAGGUGGGUGUUGUGCAAAGUAACCAGUAACCAUUUUACAGUUGUAUGUGUCAUGGAUUUUAAUAGUUACCAGGCAUAUAAGGAGAUAUAAGAGGUGAUGGGGGGUGGGUCAUUGCAUAAAUAUUGAAUAAAGAAGGGAGGGUCACUUGCUAUUUACAUGGCCUGGAGGGGGAUACUUAUGGUUAUUUUUAUCUUUCCAACAUAUAUUUCCAUCCCUUUCCCCCUUUGCCUAAAUGUAACACCUUAGAGUGGAAAACUUGUGCCGUCUAAUCUCAUUGCUUUUCAUCAUCCUUAGUCAUUCUUGUUCAAUUUUUUGGUUUAUCCUUUCUUAUUAGCUGUUAAUCUACUCAGCCAAUUGUUAUUAACCCUUUAACUCCCAGAAGUGAUUAACAUAAAACUUCUCCUUACAAUAUCCAUACAUUCUUCAGCAAACACGUGAUGAGAAUAUCCAAACUUAUCAGGUAGAAGCUGCUAUCUUGAUCUAGCACCAAGUUCUCAUAACUAAUUUACAAGGAAAUGUGUAGCAGCUACAGGGGAGAAUUAACAAUCAGAUCUUGGGAGUUAAAGGGUUAAGAUGUUUCCUUCCAUUCAAGGUAAAUUCUUUUUCAUCCAAUACGACCAAUGGGACUGGUUUUUAGUUUUUAAGCGCUUGUAUGAUAGAAGAACUGUUUAUUUUGUUUGUCUCUAUUAUGUGUCGUUUUACUUUGUUUGUUUUUGUUUUCCUUUAUUUCGUUGUGUCCACCAUCAUCUCAAAUUUCAAAUCCGCACAGAAACUGAGCUCGAGAUUGUUAGUCUUACAGAUUUCGCAUCUCCGAAAGUGAGCAAAAUCCAGACAUAAGAUCAAAGGGGAAAAGUCAAAAGUAUUAUGCAGGGUGAGGAAUCAAAGAGGACCAGUGUGGACGACAGGAGGAAGUAAUUUCUUCUUUUAAUUUCCUUUCGUAACCAUGAAAAAAAGAAAACAUGAGCUGAAAUCAAAAACAUGUUUUGUUUCACGGUUUUUUUUUGCAGAGGAAAUGAAUGACAAGGAAAAAAAGACAUGCUAUAUUUAGGUACAAUCGAAUAUAAGUUUCAGUGAAUAAUCGGUUGUUUUGAUCUUUUUGUCUUGAAAUGUUCCGGGAUCCAAAAUGAAAAAAGACAAAAAAAAAAUUGAGCAAAAUAUAACAGUGGCAUAGUACAUGCGAUGAAAUUUUUUUGGUUUUCUAAACUUGUAUGCACCCGCCUUACGAUUAAUUUUUAAAAAUUAGCUUUUGACAUAAACUUCGCAAACAGGAGGUAAUUAAGCCUGAUCUGACAUGAAUUUUAUCAAUAUUUAGUUUUUAGGGGGUUUUAAAGAUGUCUCUUGGGCAGACUCGGCGCUAAGCCAAGACAAUUGCCGGAGUCUUCGAAUAACAGCGCGCGAGUUGAAAAGAAAAUACAAUAUCCUUCUUUUGCGGUCUCUUUAACACACUUAAUUUUUGGCAAAAUCUACAUUUUUCCAUAUCGUCAUUCAGAUCAGCAGCAAACCAAUUGAACGGUUUAUUCGUUUUAUGCGUGGUGUCGAUGAUUUUCGUUGUACAGUUCCUGUUUUGCGCGGCGAAAAUCUCUUCAGUUACCGUCAAAACGCUCAACUCUUCUCUGUGUGACUUGGGGCUGAUCAACUGAGCAUGCGUCGUGAAGAGCCCGGAGGUGUAUACGUGAGGUGCUAACCUUUUGGACACCGCACCAAUGUCAAAUAUCUUUCAUGUCGUUUAUUAAUUGUUUGUUUUUUUCAUUCCGUCCUCCUAACAUUAUGGAAUUUCAAAGUUAGGGAGGAAGUUGAAAUUUUCUUCGAGUUUUAGGCCGCUAAUCUUGAUAAAGGCGAAAACACGUCGACUUUGUUGACGAAUCGACGGCUUUUGUCGUGAGUUCUCGACCUCUUUGGAGUAAUUGUUUCCCGCAUGAAGAUGUUAUCUUUACUUUUGCAUGUUUUUUCAAUAAAAGCAAUUGUAUCAAGACCAGCCUGAAGGAGAAAAAUUUACAUGUGUCAGGCUUUUGUCUUUAAGCAAUUAAAAUGGAAUGAACCUUUAAGGACUUGAAAUUCGCAUAAAUGAACGUCACUAGGGAGACUUAAAGUCUAAUAAUUCACUUGCUCCUCGGCGUAAGUAAUUUUCAUUGAAUAUUUGUAAUUUUUUGGGGGAAGAAUUGCCUUUUAGACUCUUUACCACUUAAGAAUUUCAUUCACAUCGAUAUUCCAGUGACAGGGAAGUUUUUUUUUUUAUCGUCGAGGGAUCAUUAAUCCUUUUAAUCAGGUUUUGAAUUUUGAGGGUAGAAAUUUUCAUGGACAUUUCAGCCAAUAUGUAGGGGUGAUUCCAUAUGUCUGCCUCACUUAUCAGUAGAAAUUUUUGCCCUUCGUAGCUUAAAAUUAUAUUAGACUCACCGGACCAAAACGCAACUUUAUUACGCAAGAUAGUUGAUCAACUAUCCAGACUUGUUAUUGACCGAAUGCCUUCUCGCGGCACGGUUCGUUGCAGUUGUUGCAGCGCUAGUUCUUGCAAGAUCUGGAUGUCAAUUCAUCACUGCCACUUCAUCACAGCAAGAUCUUUGCCCGCUGUUUUGAGGAAAGGUGACCUUACCUUCGACUCACAGCGUGUGUGUUUUCUGAGCUGGCCAUUAAGUAAUUAAGUUAAUUGUCUUGUUGCUUCGGAUUUGCCUGCUUGACGAAUACCUUUCAACCUCAACUUUACUUUCAUUUACAUUGUAGGGAAAAAACUCAAAGCGACUUCGAUAACACAUUGGAGGGAUGCAGAGGUUUUAGUCCUUAAGAGGCGACUCAUAGGACGCUAGCAGUUUUUAACUUUUAAAAUUAUUGCCGUAAUUAUCAAGGGCGAGAAGUGAUUGAGCCCGGCCACGAAGUACCAAACAAGAAAGCUUUGUCACACGAAUUGUAGACCCUGGAUUGAAGUUUUACAAGAGGCUUAACUCGAGAUGGGAUCAGUGAACCAUGAACUACAGUUUCUUCGGAGCAACCAGUUUUCAGGGGAUUUGGAGAAUUCAGAAGUCCAAGCACUACGAAAGGAACGGCAGAUAUCGCGAAAGAUUUUGGUGUUUGCCUGCACCGUGGCAGUUACCGGAUUUGUUUGCCUGGUCAUCGGCAUUGCUUUGCUUCGAAUGAACAGGCUCGAUGAGCAUAUUUCUACGAAGCCCGACAACAAUUGUGCCUCAAAUGGAGGUGAAACGAGCGUCAUAACAAAAACGACGAAUUUCACGCAGAGUUGCAGUUAUUCCGAAGAGUUUAAGAAAUCAGGUACACUUCAAGUUACAUUAGUGUUGUGUUAUUGCAUUAAAAGUUAUUCUAACGUAGGAGCGAAGCAAUUUACUACCCACCCACCAAAAUUUGCCUUCAUUGAAAGUGAGAACCAUUGAUUAGUUGUUUUACAAUUCAAAUUAACGGAUCGUUUUCUGAUAUAACUCGAAAACAGAGAGCUAAAGUAGUUUUUGGUCAAUUAGUAUGUCAGAGGUCAAACCAAAAUGAGUUUGUCAAGACUUGCAAUGUCACUGUACAAGAAUAAAAAGCUCGUUUCGCAUAAGAUCUCGAAAUCUUACAACGUUUAUAACAGACCUCUGUAUAUUACAAUCUAAAAAUAACACAACCAUAUUAAUUUCUGACUUUCAUCAUGUAUAUAUCCUUUUAACUUUUUGUUUAUGCUUUUUGUGAAAGGAAUAAUUGAAAGUCGUGUUUUGAAUCGUAUUCAAGAAGCGUUUUUUUUUUGGUUCGUUUAUCGUUGCGAGAUGAAAUGAAAAUAAUUUUACUUUUCUAAAAGGAAGUGGAAAAUGUUCCCCUUUCGGGCCUCCGCACAAACAUCUUGAAUCAUAUAUCACCAAACUUGUUUCCUCAAGCUACAAAUUAGUUGUCAGAGUGUCAUGAUACUGAAGGGCAAAAAGUCAACAAAGUGAUGAUUAGUUUGUUCGCAAAGUUCAACAAUUCUAUAAUUAAAUUUGACUGAACUCGAUUCGCCAUUGCUGGCGAAUUCUUCACCUAUUUAGCUCUUAGAUAUUACUUUCUUUUGCCGUCACUGCUUUGAUUAAAAUGAUAAAAACCAGAAAAAAACGUAAAUGAUUUAAUAUUCAGGUAGAGGAUAAAUGGAGUGCCAUGAGGAAAGAUUUUUCUUGCAUUCUACAACGAAGAAGGACAAUAAACUUCCAAGUUAUGCCAGUGAAAAGGUUCAGAUUUGCUCUUCCGUCCUAAUGAGCUAGUCUGUCAAAUUCUCUUUUGUUAGGAAAAUUAAUGACCGUAUCUGCUUUACGUCUGAAGAAUUUUAUAGCUGUUUUUAACCAGUUCGGCUAUCAAUCAGGAACAAUCGAAGGCAAAACAACUCUAAAUGACAUUGCUGACUGGAGAGAGAGUAAUAAUUACCAAAUAAUCGUAAUCGAUUGGGUAUUGUGCGAUAGACUGUAAGUUAUCAACUGAUUGCCGCCGUUCUGUUAUUCAUCUAGCAGAAUUUUUCUCCCUCGAAAUCCAAUUAUUUAUUUUUGUUUUUAGCGUACCCAAAGUCGUUAGUCACUCAUACAAAAUGGACACAUCGUCGAGCAAAGAAGCAUUAACUCAUUGGUAAAAUAUAUUUAAUGGCGACUAAAUUAGUUGUUGCUAACACAUACAUUUUGAAACAAAAAAACGCAAGACAAAAAAAUAAAAAAAACAGCCAUUCUUUCAAAGCGACGCACAGGCGUCAGUACUUCAGGAAUCGAUUAAUACGAGUAGAUUGUAUGGUGCCAAUAAGCGAUUCUUGGAAUUCAAUCGAAUGACACGUAAUGAAGCGUUUUCGUGACCUAAACUUCAUAGCUGAAACUUUAAAUUGAAGUUGCGCAAUGCUAACGCUAUCAUCGUUUAGAAGCUAAGUUUUUAAUUUGCCUCUUAAUGGGUCUCCUUCCGUUUUAAUAUUCGCCUUGGUUUGGUACCAAAAAAAACGAAGAAAAAAAAUUUAAGAAAAAAGCAGGAAUGAUACGGCUAUAAAAUUUUAAGUCUAUAUUGUCCAUGAUCCUUUUCGUGUUUAAUUUUUAUUCCACAGUUACUUUUAACUAACACCAUUAUGAACCAGAACAGACCUUGUCGCUGCACUCUGCCCGACCAUAAUAAUUAGUCAUUUUUUUAAAAAUUUAACUGAAGAGAAAUAUGGAGCAAAAUUUUGACAGAAAGCUGAGGUUCGGAAACAUUACUCUCAAUUUCUUCAACACUUUCCAGUGAGAAGUCGAGGCGUAUUAAGUCGAGCGGGUACCCAGACAAUUUUGACCUUUCAGUAAAAGUUGAGAGUACAUGGAUAUUGAAAGCUAAACUUAAUUUUAGCAACACUUAGGGCCAUAACACAAACACAGAGGAUAAAAAUAGAAAGUGUAAAAUAUCAGCAGAACGGGCCACACUGGGAAAGGAAAAUUAGAGACUUAAUUGACACUUUCUCCAUUUACCACAAGCGUGGACGGGUCAAGCUAUGAAGCCCCAAAACGCAACAGAGCACGAUUUUUUCUGCGCUUGCAUGCAAGGAAAGUUUCCGUUAUUUUUUUUUUCAACUUUUGUGGUAUAAUUUCAUAUCUUGUUAAGACUAUGCUGUACACAACUGCAACUACAUCGGCUGAGAACAUGGCAAAAAUUCAAUUCUGCUUGUACAAGAACUACAUGUAAAGUUAAUUUGUCUUUUUGAAAACGAGAAGUAGGUCUCCUGUAACUAAAAUUUCUUCUCUCUGAAUUAGCAGAGUCGAAUUACGGACAAAAUUUUUAGCUUUACGAAUUCACGUGUUGCCAUACAAAAUCGAGCGAUAUAAUUAGUUAUUGACCUAUAUUGGCCGAUUUUGAGUAGUAUAACUAGGCUAAUAUUCAAGUGCCUCUUUCGAAAAUGUGACUCUACGGGCGUGAAUAUUGAUUUCAUAAUCAACAAACGCUGAGCAAGACAAAGCAAUUUUUCUUUCAGGCUGAUUUCAGAAUUGAGGAGAUCUGGAAUUAAAUUUUUUGAGCAUGAGUGGAGGAGAUGCAGAUCUUAAACCUAUCACGCUCGCGUUUUUCCGCACCCGAGGCGGUUUGCUUGUUUUUACCGCAAAGAGUUCCUAAUAGCUCUAAAAGGUAUUUUCUAUUUUACUUUUUUCCGAUUGGCUGCUGCCGUUUUUCGGAAUCACCUUUCGCCCGGUACUUCAUGAAAGCAGUCAAGAAUGGUACACGAAAGUAAGAAAACAGAAUUAAGCAAGUCUACAUUUUCACCCGCAGACAAUCGCCCACGAAUGCAUGCACUCCUCAAUGGCUUUGAUCUUAAUUGUCUAAAACCCACGACAUUACAUCUUUUAAGUUCCUCGAAAUACUUUGUAUUUAUUAGGAUUUUCGCUCCUGGGUUAUUAAGAAGGUAUUUAAAAAAUUGAGUAGGUGUUGAUUUUAAUAAAGAGAAAGCGUGGGUUUUUGAAAAUAGUCUAUGAGCGAUUUGUAGCGUAAAAGACAUGCACCAAAUUUAAUCCUUGUAUCUCAUUUAUAACACUAACACGAUAAACCUUUUUUGAUUCCAUGUGUUUCAUGCGAGAAGUGAAAUGCGAUAGAUUUGUCAGUCAACGUGUUCCUGUUUUUUGCUUGCGCAAUUCCUUUUUUCACAAAUGACAACAACAUCGGUUAUUAAAGGCAAAUCAACGCCUGAAGAUAUUAUCACCGCCACACAUCGCUCUUUCCACAAUUAAAUAAUAAUUAGGUCUGCGAAGUAAUUCUAGAUGCUUCGAGACACUUGAGAAAAAAAAAAACCACACGGUCGUGAAUUUAUCUUAAAAUUGCAAUAUUUACACUCGAGGGAAUUCCCCGUUAUUGCAAUUCUCCUUUUUCGUAGUGAGAGAGAAACAAGAUCAGUUUUCGUCUCAGAAUAAGAUACACAACUCUCUAACUCUUUGAUCCCUGAGAGUCACUAGCAUCCUAUUUUCCCUUACAAUAUCACCCCUGAAUCAAUCAUUAAGGUGACGACCGAUUAAGGAAAUGAUCACCAAGUAAAGAAACUCUUGAUCGUAAAAAAAAAUCUCCUUGUUAGUACCUAAAGAAAUAUAUAAAGAACAGUAUGGAGAAUAUACAUACUGAUAUCAGGAUGUGGAGGGUUAACAGGUAAAGCAUUCAAUUUAUGUUCUCUGUGGCUGAUUAAUUUAAUCGCACGAUAGCAAAGCGAGUCUGAUUUAUUAUUGUCACGCAAAACAAAGCAAAACAAAAUUGUUGGUGUAGACGAAAACUGGGAAAAUUUAUCUCCAGUAGAGACACUGUUAAAUGUUAUAAAUUCGUUGUGUGUGAAAAGAUUCUAAACUUCUUUCUGUUGUUUUUGCAGGCCUCCUAAAAUUUGUAAACAAGUUGAAAGAAACGUUUUACAAGCUGCAUCCUUAUGAAGUACCUUACAAGCCACGAGUAUCGACGGAUGAUGUCAGAAAGAACUUCAAAGCAUUUAAUCCGAUUCCUUCCAGUAUAAAGGACAUCACGGACACAUCAAGGUCAUUAUUACAAGAGCUCAGUAAACUACAUAUUAACAUUGGGCUGCUGAAGACGAGAGAAGCAAAAGCACUGGCUGAGAUGAAACAUUUCCUAGCGCAUAAUUUUGGCAAUGUUUAUAAUUUUGAUUAUUAUUCAGGUACAGACUUAGUUACUGUGUCUUUAUAAAGCAAUUUUCAAUUGAGUGUGGAAAGUAAUCCACGAUUACUUUAUGCUCUAUUUCGUUCUGUGAUUGAUCAAGACUACUCGCGCGACUGCCUUACAAAUCACAUUCAAGACUAAACCGAACGAAGCGCGGGAAAACUUCGUGAUGAAGACGCUGUUGAUUUCAGUUCUACGUCUGAUUGGUUGGGAAGGUGGUGCAAAUUUUUUUGGACCAAUCACUGCGCAAAUUAAAACAAAACCAAUUGCCUUCUAUAACAUUGUUGUUUUACCCUGUGUUUUUACUUUUGAGGGUUAUUUAGUAUCAUCAACUGAGUUGUUAACGUAAAUUGGCCACCGUAAAGAGUUAAGCUUUGAAAACCAACGCAGCACCACAGUUUCUUUAGAAACUUGCCCCUUUAUUCUUUUUACUUUGGAGUUUUCUUUAGGGGAAUAGGUUGGCUUACUUGAGUGUUAACGGUAUUCUGUAGUUUGCUUUAAGUUCAAAUUAAGUUCUUAGCGUCAAGUUGUUCUGUAUGAUUCUGUUACCUGUCACGUUUCACGCAACACGCAAGUUAGGUUUCCCAUAGUGCAUUUCAGUAUUAAUUGUAUUAACCACUUGUUCGACUGAUCGGCCAUGUUGAUAAUUAUUACUUAUUACAUGGCCGAUUAUUCGAGCACAUGGUUAAUAAAAUUGAUACUGAAUGCACUAUGGAAACCCAACUUGCGUGUUACGUGACAUGUGACAGGUAACAGUUCUUGCACAACUUUGAAAACUGCUUCCGGCUUGAAGGAAGUUACGUUCAUUUCAACCCAGUAAGGUAUCAGCAAGGGUGACUAAGAAUGAAAAGGAUUCAAAGGAAACGAAAACGUCUUCUGGAACGCUCGAAAUUGCCUGACCUUCUGCCUGUAGUUCACUGAUCCAGGUCAGAAAUAGACUACAAGCAGUUCCUACUUUUCAACGAAGUCUUUCCCUCAAGUAAACAAAAAUAAUUAAAAAAUUGGUGAUAGCGCGCCUGGGGAAAGUCUAGGGGUGACCCCUUUUUUCGAGCGUCUGGCUCUGAGAACUCCGCGCAGAGUGUACAUUAGGAAGGAAGGACUGUUUAUAGUCUAAGUCAGAAAAGGAAAAUAUUUUGGGGAUUUCUAGUGUUUGAAAACGUUUGUCUACUUUUCCAGGUCAGUGGAUGCUCGGCCCAAACAGAUUUUGUUACGUGGAUGUCAUUGCCAGACUACCAUAUCACUUUCGUAUGUUCUUGAAAAAGUUGUCCCCAUCAACAAUAGAAGAUAUGCAGACCAUCAUUGAAGUUCUAAAAGGCUUUGGAAGAGGAAUUGAGCAGUACAGAGAGAACAUCGAACGUGGAGUCAGAACUGGAAUGGUAGGCUCUGUCGAAGAGUGUCGAGUGGGACUGGAUUGUUUAACCCAGAUGUAUCCGAAAAUUGGGGACAGUCUACGGGAAGAAGACAUCAUGAUGGAAUCAUUCUCAGAUCCAUUUCUGACGUAUAGGUUUUACCAAAGAUUUCAGAAGGUGGAAGGGCUGUGGUCACGGAGAGAAAAUGUGUCUUUAGAGUACUCGAUGGCGGACAGUUUGAUUAGUUACGUGGGCGUUCCUUUGGUGAAUUUAAUGCGAUAUCUUAAGGGGGAUCACAUGAAGCAUUGUGUGCCUAGUAACGUUUCCAGCGGACUGUUUAAUCGCCCGUUGCAUUAUGUGUACUAUAACGGGAUUGCUGAUGUUUCUAAGCCCGCGAGUAGGAAACUGCCCAGCGGUGAAAUAAUCGAUGGGAAGGCUGGGUACGAGAGAACUAUGCGAUUUUUUACAACAACAAAUCACACAGCUGGUAAGUGAACGCAGUUCCUUAUAUAAUUUUUCAUACCUCUGACCACUUGACUUUUUUCCUCUUAACUCAAAUGAAUUCCGCUGCAGCAAAAGUUAUGAGGUGUAUUAUAGCAGUUGAUGUAGCAUGUGCAGCUGUCACGUGACUGUUGUAUGCGCGGGAAAGUCACUUCAGUGCUGUCCCUUCAUACAACUAUGAACUGACAGGGCGUAAGUCAUUUAGCAGACGCUGUAAUGUUGAUGUUACCAUUGUUCCAACUUGCUUCACGGCAAGAAAGCGCGAUUAAACUAUGCGAAAGAGACUGAGAAAGUGGAGUACUUAGCCCUAGAAAAAUUAAUGCUACGUAGAUUCCUAGGAUUUGCGCGUUUUUGCAAACCUGUGGUGUAGUAUUUGACGAAAAAAAUUACACCACAAUGGGGGGAAUUUAUGGGGGAGACCCUUAGGACCUCUUGGGUACACCCUUGAAUACAUUAUCACUUAACCUGAUCUUCAGUCAUUUUUUCACUUCCACAGAAUCUGUUUACAAACUUGGUUGGUCCUUGUUAGAGUCUAUUUAUCCUCAAGUUUUAGACAUAGCCAAGUCUGUGACGGGAUUCACAAACGAAAGCAAAGCUGUGGAGUCAUUUCGAAAGUUAGUCCAUUCACCAUCAAUGUUCUUCAAUGAGCAACCUUUCCCCAAAAACGAAUCAGACGAGAGAGCUCAUAGGAAGUGCAACAGUGAAAAAGGUAGUGUGACUUAAACCAGAACAAUUUCUAACGAGGCAUUCGGUCCUUUUUCACGUGGAGUAAAGAUUCCAAUCUCAACAUGGGAUUUACCAACUCACCUAGCAAUAGAAGGAAAGAAAUGAUCAUCGCAGUUAAGCUGCAAAUAAAGAAUGCAGAAACGAAGGCCGCCAAAAUUCAGGCUUUGAGGAGAUUUGAACCCAGGCCUCCUAGAUACAAGUUGAGGGCUACCACCAAUUAAGCUACGAGCCUCAAUUUGGGAGCGAGGCAAACUUUAGAAGAUUCUUUGUUACAGUUGAGGAAUCUGAAAAUAUCUUAACGAGGACGGCGCGAGUUUUUUUUUUUUUUUUUUUACUAAUCACUCAUCGGUAUAAGACAAAACUAAAGCAGUCCGGAAUUAUUUUCGAAACUCCAAUGAAAAUUGACUUAUUUGUUGUAUUUUCAAUCAUUGGUUCACCUCAAGGGCCUUCAAUAACCGUUUCAGAUUACGAGUUGUGCUGCCAAUUCGGACUACUCAAAAUCUUAAACUCGCUACCAAUUGGCUGUAGACUGAACUGAUAAUGACAGGCGUGACCAAAAAAACACCACCUGUGCUGCUUAGUAUUUCCUUUGAAUCUUUACAAAUGACAGCGUCGUAGGCUUAAACCGCAUAAUUUCAAUUGCUUACUGUCGGGCUGUCUGAUCCAAUAUUCAACUUCAGACGGCUCCUCUGGAACCUGGGCCAUCUGCAAGACACUACAACUUUUAAAAAUUGUUGAUGCGCUUAUUCUUUCAAAUUUCAGCUGCGCGGGAAUUCUGUCCAGUGCGCUAUGCCGCUAUGCAACGAUGGUUCAAGUUUUCUCGCAGCACUCUCAGUCAAAUUGAGCCCAAGCUCUUGCAGAUGUUCCACUGGCCCCUAGGCCCCCGGAAGACCACGCCCGUUUGCCCUGUUGCCAUCGCAGUGAAUUUUAUGCCGACUUCUUCGGCACAGACUUACACUACAAGUUAUCGGACCUGCAAGAAACCGGCGUUUUUCCGAAUACCUUUCUUUCUGGACCGAAUGGGCCCAAAGUAUUCCGAGUGGACGACGAGUGCUCACGAAGCCAGGCCUGGUCACCACCUACAGUCUCAAGGUUACGUGGAAAAUUUUCUGUAAGUUUCAUUCGUGAACCAAGUCCAUCAAUUUACCACACGUUAAGGGUAAAAUUGCCGACGGAACCUUAGAUGUACUGAUAUUCCUAGAAGAGCGUCGUGAGCCCUCUUUCUCUUUUCAUUUCUAGCCCGUAGAUAAAGUUAAGCGUUAAUCUGAGCGCCGUCUUCUUUUCCAAUGUAUGUUUCUAAGUUACGUCACCUUUGCUUUAUCUGCGCAGGGACUGGUGCGGCCCAGUAGUAAGUGUCUUGAUCAAGAGCAGAUAUAUUGCUUACUCUGAGGGGUGGGCACUUUAUGCCGAGAAUCCUCUUGUUGCUAAGGAAACGGGUAAGAUUUGAUACAUUUUAAACCUAAUACCCUGACUGAGUACCUCAGAGCGACUCUGAGUUAUCUUGAUCAUAGUUCAAGUUGGUUUUAGAUCCGUUCAAAGUUCAAUUCAAAGAAAACGUUGUUCAAGAGUUUGUCGAGUAUCAUGCUCUGCAGACAAACAGAGUGGCAUUGAAAACUUUACGGAUAACAAUCGAUUAAAAUGUUUGUGAAUUUCAUGAUUUAAUUUCGCAUAGGAUGUUUUGAAAUAUUUUUGAAUAGCACUCUCCUCCUACUCUCCUACGGCUCGUGAAACGCAUCCCGUGCCCAUAAAUGAAAGUCCCCUCGCGUUCAUAUUGUUUCUUACAAUACUAGUCUUGGAAAUUUGAGGCAUAACUGACUGUCAAAUCAUGUAGACAUCUCUGUUGGUUUCAAUUAGUGCUUCACGCACUUAUAACUAUUAGGGACCUUUAGCAGUUAGGGCGGCAACGCUAAGGAAGAUGUCGAUUUAAAAAUGAAUAUAUAUUUUUUUGUUGGAAUUUCGCGAAUGACUGGAUGUGUUUAUCAUCUCGUGCGGCGCUGCAAGUUAACCUCAGCAUAACGUAUGAGAGCGGCGUUAAGUUCCAAAUGGAAACUUAAAUAGUUUGCCGUUAGCGUUUCCUUUCCUACACCAGGCAAAUUUUGAUGAUUUCAUGUCGUUAUUUUAAAGAGGAGAGCUAAGAAAUGUACACAAUUUGAAAACGCACCUGCUACGUUAUUGUUCUACUCAUUAGAUCUUUUGUUUUGCCUCGUCCUCGUUGACGUCGCCGUCGUGGUUUGCUUAAGGUCCCUAGUAUCGUUGCCGUGAAAGGAACUGAAAAAGUACAUGUUAUUGGGGACCAUUUACUAUUUAUCCCCUGGGAGGGGAGGGAGGGGAGGAUGAUCGGAGGGUUUUGGCAAUCACAUAUUUUUCAGAGGGAACAGGGGGGGACAUCAGUCGUCGUCAACAGAGUAUAAGGCGGGGCUAUAGAAAAUUGAUUGCCAAUUACCUGCCACUGUGGGCAGAUCAUAAGGAUAUUACAGAUCCUUAGGGGAGGGGGUCGGGUAAAUUCUAUCGUGACUCUACUAAAUUGCAGGAUCUUAACUAUCACACAGAUGUUUACAACGACAAUCCACUGAGACGAUAUGGAAUGCUGAAAUGGCAAGUAUGGCGGGCUUUACGUCUGAUCGUCGACACAGGUCUACAUUUCAUGGGCAUGACACGUGAUCAAGCCAUUCAGCUGUUUAGCGACUACGCUUGGGACGACACAGAUGUGGCUCUGAAGGAAGUGACACGAUACCAGAGCGGUCCUGGGCAAGCGACUGCGUACAUGAUAGGCCAGCAGGCUUUUAUAGACAUGCGAGAAAACGCCCAGAAGAAACUGGGGUCAAAGUUUGACAUACGGGACUUCCACUUUUACUUGUUAUCGCAGGGGCCUGCGCCCCUUGAUUACGUGGCUAAACAAAUUAACAAUUACGUGGAGUGCACCUUAAAUGGAACCUCUCCCGGUUGUGAACAGUUUCAAGCAUCUGCGCAUGAGCGAAUGCGAUUCGCCGCAGGUCAGGGAUACGAUUCUGAAUUACAGUGGGAUCAUUUGGAAGAGUUUUAUUUUCAUCCGGAAAUACACGAAUUAUAAUAACGAGCUUGGCUGAUUUUCGUUGCUAAACAAAUGGAAAAUGAAUGAUAUAGGGAAUAAAGUUUUAUGCUUUGUACCCUUUACGCAGGCUUAAUCUUCAUGAAAAGCAUAGGUCCAUCGGCUUUAAAACACGAGUUGUAGUGUAUUUCAAUGAGAGGGAACAGAUGGAUAAAUGGAAUACUAUUCCAACAAAGAAUGGAGAGUUUCAGUGUAGUGCGAGUUUGUUGAAUGAACGUAAAAUGAACUUACAAAGUCAUAACAAGUUUAAAGUCCCCUU